AUGAAAGGCCCACCACCACCAUACCCUGGAUCGUCAUCAGAGCCGCUCGAGUUGAAGAAAGCUUCAAAACAAUCCCAGUUGACGUCUUCGCAAUCCAAUCCACAAUCCUGCAACAUCGUCAGCAACCUCCCAACCGCCAAUGCCAUAUCACUUCUUUCCAGCAACAACAAAAGCACAACUUCGACGACAACUAAUCAUUCUCAACACGAACAACCGCAUCAACAUCAACAGCGUUCUCAGCGAUUACAGCAAUAUCAACAACAGCAGCAGCAGCAGCAACAACAAUCAUCUUCUAGCAUAUUCCAUCAACAAUCAUUUCAGCAGCACUCCUCUCAAGAAAUCAACUACAGGAGUAGUCAUCCCCACCAACAGCAACAACCAAAAUAUCAACAUCAUUCUCAACAACAACAACACGAACCAUCCACAAACGUCGACCAACAACAACAACAACAGCAGCAAACAUCAUCCUCAGCAGUAGUAACCAACAUGUCAGAUUGUGUGUGGGGCUGGACAUGGGGUUGGGGUGGUGGGUGGGGAUGUCCCGGUUGGCACAGCUUCAAUUUCCUGCCCAGUUCUGAUUUUCUCCUCCUCGCAUCGUCGGCCGACGCGUUCAACGACAACGCCCACGCAUCGUCGUUCAGCACGAACGGCUACCAUGACUACAAUCAUCAUCAUCAUCAGCACGAUUGCGACGUGGUGGACCACCACGGCGAUUACGAUGGGAUUGGUGACGUCGACACUGGAUGUGACGCCACGUUUGACGGAAGCGGAUUCGACGGAGGAGCUGCUUUUGAUGUCGGCGGUGUCUUUGAUGCUGCCUUCUCGCUUGGAUUUUGA
Helobdella robusta is the source of this 837-nucleotide messenger RNA. RefSeq lists its product as hypothetical. NCBI's taxonomy places the organism in Eukaryota, Metazoa, Annelida, Clitellata, Rhynchobdellida, Glossiphoniidae. Bases 1 to 837 code for a protein of 278 amino acids. The record is from RefSeq and is a predicted model, not a curated record. The transcript has 2 exons.